ACGCCCCUCUCAAAUGCUGCACCCUGACAACUCUCAGUCUCAGCCAGCACGAGAGCAGAGCGGGUAGAGCGAGUAGCUGGUGGACGCUGGCCGGAUGGUUAAAUCUAACCUACAAACGAUUUUGAAUAGUCAUUGUUUUGUUAGAGAAAAGGAAAGAAACGUAUCCGAGAUGCCUUUUAUUGAGAAAUCCAGUAAUAAACCUGAAAGUGAAAGUAUCUCCAGUCCCAGGAGGUGCACCCGCUGUUGCAGUAACCUGUGUCCGGGGCCUCUGUGGUGCUCCGAUGCCCCUCUCCCACCCCUGAAGAUCCCAGGUGGGCGAGGGAAUGACCAGCGGGAUCGCAAUCUUUCAGCUAAGCUAUUUUAUUCUGAUGCUCAGUUGCUGGUUCUUGAGGAGCCGCCCCCUGCCAACAGCAGAGUGCGCUUCUUGCUCUUUGAGCCCUGUCGCUCUGAAGGCAAACGCUGUGUCUGGAGGGCAGCGCUGAAAGGGGGGAACCUUUACAUUGAAAUUCCUCCUGGGGCUUUGCCCGAGGGCAGCAAAGACAGUUUUGCUCUUCUGUUGGAAUUUGCUGAAGAGCAGCUGCAGGUGGAUCACGUCUUCAUCUGUUUUCACAAGAACCGUGAUGAUAGAGCAUCCCUGCUACGUACAUUCAGUUUCCUGGGCUUUGAGAUUGUGAGACCAGGUCAUCCCCUCGUCCCGUCCCGCCCUGACGCUUUCUUCAUGGCUUAUAGCAUCGAGCGAGACUCCUCUGAUGACGAUUAAAUGAUGUUGAACAGUUAUAAAUGUUUCCUCUUAUUUUUGUCCAUACACACCUUUAAUUUUUUGGAAAUGAACAUAUUAUCUGAGUUCAGUAUGGCUGAGGUUUGCUGUUGUUUCCUUAUUGUUUUAUCUUUACUUACUAUGUGCUGUUUCAAUGAUAUUUGCACUAGGGUAAGAUGUUAAUGAAACAGGAAUGUAAAGCAAGUGCACACAUAAUAUCCAGGCAGUGUGUCCUUGCUACUGUAUUACUGUCCCUGAUGUGUAAUGCUGACUUCCUAUUUGUCCACCCGCACGUCAACCUGAUCAUCUCUACAGUGUAAUAUUUGAUAAAAUUAAAUCCAACUCAUCUAAGUAGAUAUUUUUCAUUGUAAUUAUCAGUUGAUUCUCCUGUUUAUAUUGCUUUUUAAUGUGUGCAUGAUUUUCAUUUGUUCCUUUGAUUCGCUUGAUAGAAAUCUGCAUGUUGUGGCUGUAUUAAAUAAAAGUUCUCACCUUAGA
Messenger RNA from Monopterus albus (swamp eel), 1252 nucleotides. It is a transcript of the gene oaz1a, whose product is annotated as ornithine decarboxylase antizyme 1a. Gene Ontology annotation, biological process: positive regulation of protein catabolic process. Gene Ontology annotation, molecular function: ornithine decarboxylase inhibitor activity. The record is from RefSeq and is a predicted model, not a curated record. Lineage: Eukaryota; Metazoa; Chordata; Actinopteri; Synbranchiformes; Synbranchidae. Gene Ontology annotation, cellular component: nucleus; cytoplasm.